Orycteropus afer afer is the source of this 896-nucleotide messenger RNA. Lineage: Eukaryota; Metazoa; Chordata; Mammalia; Tubulidentata; Orycteropodidae. The record is from RefSeq and is a predicted model, not a curated record.
GGAAGUGGAUGGGAAUUGUUGGGAGGUGUUGAAUUUGGAAACUGGAGGGGGCACGGUGGUGAACGGCGCUCACUGUGUGGCUUUGGCGAUACUGAGGAGUCAGGUUGUAGAGACCAAAUGAGUUUCUCAAAAGGGCUGAGGACAGGGUGCAUGGAGUUGGUGUCAAUGGAGGAGCAGGAUGCCAGGGUCCCAGCCUUGGAACCAUUCAGGGUGGAGCAGGCACCACCUGUAAUCUACUAUGUCCCUGACUUCAUCUCCAAAGAAGAGGAGGACUAUUUGCUUCGACAGGUCUCUAAUGCCCCAAAGCCAAAGUGGACCCAGCUCUCUGGGAGGAAGUUACAGAACUGGGGUGGGCUCCCUCAUCCCCAGGGCAUGGUCCCUGAGCGGCUACCCCUGUGGCUCCAGCGUUACGUGGAUAAAGUGUCUGACCUCAGCCUUUUUGGGGGUCUCCCAGCCAACCAUGUCCUUGUGAACCAGUAUCUGCCUGGGGAGGGCAUCAUGCCCCACGAGGAUGGGCCACUGUACUACCCGACCAUCAGCACCAUCAGCCUGGGCUCCCACACCAUGCUGGAUCUCUAUGAGCCACGGCAGGCAAAGGAUGAUUACAAAGCUACAGAGGAGCCUCGGCCCCCACCCAAGCCCACCACCUCGCUGCUGCUCGAACCGCGCAGCCUGCUGGUGCUCCGUGGGACCGCCUACACCCGCCUCCUCCACGGCAUCGCGGCUACCCGUGUAGACGCCCUGGAUGCCUCUUCCUUGCCACCCAAUGCAACCGCCUGCCCAUUGGCGCGGCCCGGAGCGCGCCUGGCCCGUGGCACUCGCGUCUCACUGACCAUCCGCCGCGUUCCCCGCGUGCUGCGUGCCAGCCUCCUCCUCAGCAAGUGACCUCAUGGACC